Somion occarium is the source of this 2289-nucleotide messenger RNA. Lineage: Eukaryota; Fungi; Basidiomycota; Agaricomycetes; Polyporales; Cerrenaceae. The record is from the annotation of a GenBank genome assembly.
GGGUUAUAUGCUUUCCAUGGUCUUGAUAUUCCCAACGGUAGCAAUGCGGUCUAAGAUCUAUCAUGUGCCUUGCAGGAUCUGAUCUGCUUUGCAGAAAGGGGUAUUCUCUCGUGCUUUUAUGGGGUCCGUUCUGCUCGUACGAAUCGCGCGAUACGUGGCGGCCGGCUUCGCAACAAAUGUCACAAUCGGCGUAAUGUUCGUGGGUAUUCUGCGUGGUAUAAGACACUGAAUGGGAAGCCAACCGUACAACGUCAAUACCCGAUGGGUAGGACCGUUGAAGCUGUUACCUCAAUAUGACAACGUCGCGGGUAUUACUGGAAAAUAUAGCGGUUAUUACACUGGCGAGGUGGGUAUAUGCGUCCGUUUCACAGGGAAAUGCGCAUGGAAUAUGGUGGGUGGGAACGAUACUCACUUGGACCGCCCAUGGUCAUGGAAGACAACGACAAGAAAAUGACAUGAUCACACUGGAAAGUAAAGCACCCUAACGGCUUUACUCGGACGCUCGGUUCGACUGGCUUCGAGAACGUUCUUCGACCAGUAUAAUGCAGUCAAGAGUACAAGUGUUUGCAGAGCCUCGACAACGACGAGGCAACGCGUCUCUACGAGCUAUACAUACCUUCUUAAUACAGCCUACUCCUUCGUAACAACCACCACAUACCUCUGAUACCAAGAUUACCAAUACCACGUUAUGCCGUUGAACUAUUCAAAGUGGGACAAUCUCGAGCUCUCAGAUGACUCUGAUAUUGAGGGACACCCAAAUGUUGACAAGAAGUCCUUGAUCAGACUUAAGCAGCGAACUAUUCACGAGCAACGAGAAGCUCGGAAACAUCGCAUCGCCCAGCUCAAAGCCGACAUUGCAUGUAAUGAAGUUCUCGAACCGAGGAUCAAACAAAUCACAGCAGCCGUUGAGGCGCAGGGUCCCACAUACUUCUCGCAACUCGUCGAUCGAUAUAGGAACAAUCCAUCACCAGAAGCACCUCCCACCAAUGCACCAGGACAAAAGACAUACGAUGAGAUGUUACUGUCGCUGUUGCUUCAAGUAUGGGACGACGCGAAGAAGGACGGUGCAGACAAGGAUGAUCCUAGGCUUCGUGAGAAGUUGGGGAAGGGAUUACAAAGGCAUGUAACGAUGAUGGCUGAACAUCAAGCGAGGCUCAAGUCGGAUUUGGCGAAGGAGGAAGCGGAGCAAAAGAAGAAGAUCACUAGCGAGGAUAUGCACGAUGCUUGGGAUUCACAUUAUGUCCCACCAAAACCCGCACCACCUCCAGUCAAAGGAGCUCACAUCGAAGCUCCCAAGAAGAAAGUCACCGAAUAUGAAGUUAUCAACCCUAAGGCCGUAUCAGCAGCCCCCGAGCCCGUUGCCUCAACUUCCGCCGCCGCCGACCUGUCUGAAGACGAAGAACUUCCUGAACUCACACCCACGCUGGAAGCCUUCUCAAAACUACCUCUCAAGGCGUACGAGAAAUCCUGGGAGUUCAUCAAGGGUCAUCGGGAUACGGUCGUCCCUGGUGCCUCUGAUGCACUUCUAGUGGCUGCAUUCAAGGCGCAGAGUGACGGCAAGUCAAAUUAUGCAAAACAAUGUGUACACCAGAGCUUGCUGUUGCAGUAUUGUGAGAAGCUGGGUAAAGACGGAGUUUCACUCUUCUUCCGCAAGAUGGUGACAGGCGACCCUCGAGCGACUAGUAUCUUUGAGAAGGAUGUCGUGGAUACUUACGCUCAUCUUAUCGAACGAGUCCGAAUCUCAAAGUCUCAAGAACAAGUCCCUGUCGAACAAAUCCAACUCGUACCCGAAAACCCAGAACAGAAGAUCACGUUCACUGUGCCUGAUGGACCCCCUCCCGAACACCUCCAACUCGAGGGCCCAGGAUUCGAGAACAUCACUGUAGAGGAAGUGAGAAAAGUACUCCAAAUGCGCUGGGACGUCUUCCAAAGCUUCAAGCCCGAGCUCCAGGAAGCUUUGAAGACUCAGGAUUUGGAUAAGGUGAACAAGGUGCUUGGCGGGAUGAAGGUGGAAGAUGCGGAGGAGGUUGUGAAGUUGCUUGACAUGGCAGGGAUCUUGAACUUCUCUGGAGGCAUUCGAGAUGAGACUGGCGGGGAUGAAGAGGGUGAGGAGGAAGAGGAGCAGGAAGGUGGCGAGGCGAGGGAUUAAGACAAUGUAAGGCUGACAUUUUGCUUGUGUCUUUUUUUGUGUAUCGUUAUCGCUGUCGUCGAUUCUGUAUUUGUAUGUCAUCGCGCAAUGAGUUAAUUGAAUCUGUAUCCUUUCCCCUCUGGAGUCCGGAUAUCUCAAAG